Solanum stenotomum is the source of this 1617-nucleotide messenger RNA. RefSeq names its product protein LEAD-SENSITIVE 1-like. Bases 222 to 995 code for a protein of 257 amino acids. NCBI's taxonomy places the organism in Eukaryota, Viridiplantae, Streptophyta, Magnoliopsida, Solanales, Solanaceae. The record is from RefSeq and is a predicted model, not a curated record. The transcript is spliced from 2 exons.
AAUGUAUCCAUCUUUGUUAGGGUUGUUGAGCAAAUCAAUAGGUAAACCACUCAGAUUCUGACACAUUUUUUUUUUUUAAUUUUUUGACACAUUUUCUUAUUAUUAAUGGUGAAAUGUGUCAAUUUGCAUGAUUAAUCAAAGAUUCAUAGUGGGUUCAUUUGAAUUUCUAAAAAGAUUCAAACUUUCUGCAAACUACUACAUUGUUUUCAAGAACAGAGAAAAUGGGUUUGUUGACAAACAGAGUGGGGAGGAAUGAAAUCAAACCAGGAGACCAUAUUUACACUUAUAGAGCUGUUUUUGCUUACUCCCACCAUGGUAUUUUUGUUGGCGGAAGCAAAGUGGUCCAUUUUAACCGUCUUCAGGCCUUUUCUGAUGAUGAUGAUAAUGAUGAUGAAAUGUCAGACCUUUCUUCUUCAUGUCCAACCUUUCCUGACUGUGGAUUUAAGCUACCUAACAGUGGUGUUGUUCUUUCUUGUCUGGAUUGCUUUCUCCGCGAUGGUUCACUCUACAACUUUGAUUAUGGAGUAAGCCCAUCUGUUUUCCUUACCAGAGUGCGAGGGGGCACUUGCACUACUGCAGCAUCAGACCCUCCUGAGAUGAUCAUACACCGAGCAAUGUAUCUUCUUCAAAAUGGAUUCGGUCACUAUAAUGUGUUCCUUAACAAUUGUGAGGACUUUGCGCUGUACUGCAAAACAGGCCUUCUAACAGCUGAUAGACGCAGUGUUGGAAGUAGCGGACAAGCUUCUUCUAUCAUUGGUGCUCCGUUAGCUGCUCUUCUUUCUUCUCCUCUGAAGUUGCUAAUUCCUAGUCCUGUUGGUGUGGCCACACUAACAGCAGGGAUGUAUUGUAUGAAUAGAUAUGCAACUGACAUUGGUGUUCGAAGUGAUGUUGUCAAAAUAGCAGUUGAAAACCUGGCAGAGAAGCUUGGCUACGGAAACAGUCAUGGAAGAGUCAUCAUAGAACACAGGUCUUUGAAUCAGGGAACUGCUAGGUGACAUCAAUCUCAGUGUCUUACACAGAGAGUAUUCUCGAUGUUGUAUCAAUUUAUGAUGAAGUUAUUGUGUUUGCUUAACAUAUCAUACAUAUUCUCCAGAAACUACUCUUUGGUUAUCCAUGUGUGAAAGGUAAUGAUCCUACUCUAAGUUGACAGUAACUUUUAGGCCUAAUACUUAAGCAUACAUUAAUAACUUAGCCUCAGUUGGUAAGUAAGCACUUCAACUUUUGAGAGUGUACAUCUCGACACUUCAUCUUGGUUUUAACUUACAACAAAACAACUCCAACUCGUCCUGACUAUAUCUCAUGGACACUUGAUGCUGACAUGAUACAUAAAUUUUGGAGGUGUCUAGAUGAUCAUUUUGUAAGUUGGAGUGCUCAAUUAACACAGUGGUGACAAGUUGAGGUGUCUAGAUGUGCAUACUCAAAGUUGGAGCGUUUACUUGCCAACAAAGGAUCCGUUUGAGUGCUUGUUUAUGUAUUAUGCCUAAAUGUUAUAUUUUGGGAGUGUCUCGUUCAUGUAAUCGCCGAGCCUAUGUUUUGGCACAGAAGAUUGUAGUGCAGAAAAUCUGUAUGAUUCCUGCUUGAUUUUGUUGUGUGCUUCCUCAAGUUAUAUUAUCAGCC